Molecule: messenger RNA, 2221 nt
Organism: Candoia aspera
Lineage: Eukaryota; Metazoa; Chordata; Lepidosauria; Squamata; Candoiidae
Gene: LGMN
Product: legumain
Exons: 14
Coding region: 107-1402 (431 amino acids)
Biological process (GO): vacuolar protein processing
Molecular function (GO): cysteine-type endopeptidase activity
Source: RefSeq, a predicted model, not a curated record
GGAUCUCUGUUUCCCGAAGGAACGAAGGUCGAAUCGGGCGGGAGCAGCAACUCCUCGUAUCUUCUUCUAGCCGAGUUCCUGCAGGUCUUGAGUAAAGAAAGAAGAGAUGGCCUUGAAGGUAGCUAUACUGCUGAGCUGUGUGCUAGGAAUCAGCACCCUGACCCUGGAGGACCCUGAGGAUGGAGGCAAGCAUUGGGUUGUCAUUGUGGCUGGUUCCAAUGGCUGGUAUAACUAUAGGCACCAGGCUGAUGCAUGCCAUGCUUACCAAAUUGUGCAUCGGAAUGGCAUACCAGAUGAGCAGAUUGUUGUUAUGAUGUAUGAUGACAUUGCCUAUAAUGACGAGAAUCCAACCCAAGGCAUUAUUAUCAAUCGACCAAAUGGCACAGAUGUAUACAGAGGAGUAAAAAAGGACUACAUAAAAGAUGAUGUUACACCAGAGAACUUCCUUGCAGUGCUGAGGGGUGAUGCUGAAGCAGUAAAGAAUAAAGGAUCAGGAAAAGUAUUACAAAGUGGUCCCAAGGAUCAUGUAUUUGUUUACUUCACGGAUCAUGGUGGCCCUGGAAUUCUGGCUUUUCCAAAUGAUGAUCUCAGUGUGCAAAAUCUGAACAAGACUAUUAAGUAUAUGUACCAUCAUAAAAAAUACCAAAAGAUGGUCUUUUACAUUGAAGCAUGUGAAUCUGGAUCAAUGAUGGAAAAUUUACCUGAUAAUAUCAAUGUUUAUGCCACAACAGCUGCCAACUCUGAGGAAUCUUCAUAUGCAUGCUACUUUGAUGAAAAGAGAGAAACAUACCUUGGGGACUGGUACAGUGUUGGAUGGAUGGAGGAUUCUGAUGUGGAAGAUUUGAAAAAAGAAACCCUCCACAAGCAGUUUCUCUUAGUAAAGAAGCACACCAACACUAGUCAUGUGAUGCAAUAUGGAAACAUGUCCAUCUCUCAUAUGAAAGUAAUGCAGUUCCAAGGCUCAAAAAAGGCUUCUAGCACCCCUGUUUCAUUGCCACCAGUCAGUCACUAUGACCUCACACCUAGUCCCGAUGUGCCCCUUGCAAUUAUGAAGCGAAAACUGAUGGCCACCAAUGACAUCUAUGAGGCAAAGGCAAUUGUAGGAGAGAUGAACAGACAUCUAGAGACCAGAGAGAUGAUUCAGGAGUCUGUGCACAAGAUCAUAUUUUUAAUAACAGGCUCUGCAGAGCAAGCAGAUCAAAUCUUGUCACACAGGAUGAACCUCAGAAAUUAUGACUGCUAUGAGUCAGCAGUGAAUCACUUUAAAAAACAUUGCUUUAACUGGCACAAUCCUUUGUAUGAGUAUGCUCUGAGACAGUUGUAUGCCUUGGUCAAUGUCUGUGAAACAGAGUAUCCCAUUGACAGAAUACAGUCGGCCAUGGAUCAAGUGUGCCUUGGAUAAUAAAUAUCCCCUCCAAUAAAAUCUACCUCCUUUCAAUCAAGUAAUCAAUAACCAUGAAAUUAAUGUGGAAUAAUCAAUAAGGGAUUAAGACAAAGCAAAGUAAGGUCAUUUACAUGCAUCUGUUACAAAGCAGCAAGCCUAUGGCAAAAGCUUUUUAAAAUAACGACUGGGUCCUGCACUCUAAAGCCUUUACCCUAUGCAGUGUCGUGAUCCAACCCAGGUCUGUGUUUUACUCCAGGAGCAGCAGCUGAAGUUCCCUGGCAUUAGCAAGUUCCUCAGAGCCAUGUGGAUUCCUCUGUGUCAGCCUGGGAUAUUUUUAUUUGUAAUACUUUACAAGUGGUAGGCUGACUUGUGGAAGUGGUUCUUUUGAAUUGAAAUGUGUUUAGUUUUAAUCCUUUCACAGAGGCUUUGGGCGUCUCAACCAUUUGCAGAUGGCCCAACAGAUUUCACAAAAUUGCUGUUUGUGAAUGUAAUAUUUUUGAUUUUCAUAAUGGAAGUCAGUGCUUUCAGGACUUGAAGGAUGCAUUAUUAAUUGAAAGGUUUAGAUUGCAUGGCUCAAGAACAAAAAGCCAUCAUUUCCCACCUCCCACCCCAUUAAAGCUGGGAGAAAAAUACCACUUUGCUUUAACAUGAUCCAGCUUCAUCAAGGAACAAAUCAAGGGUUCCAAGUUCAUGAGCGAUGGAAGAAUUAUUUUGCAGCUUCUCCUGAAAGAGAAUAUAUAAUCCGUUUGUUUCCACGUCUGAUGUAUGUUUACACAAGUUGGUAGGAGAUGUUGCAGUAUUUAGGGCAAUCUUUGAAUUAAAAAAGUUGAUAAACCA